AUGGCUCUGAGCUUUCCAUGGAUCUACCCCGUAAGGUUCGCGCAGUUCGUCUUUGGCAUAAUAGUCCUCGGUUUAACGGCAUAUGUCGUCAAUUUGGGGGCGUCCGGCCCAACGGAUAAUUUCAUGCUAUUCAAUGGCGUGUGGACACCCUUCGUUGCCGUGCCUUUCCUUGUUUUCGCGCCGACCUAUUUCCCAAACCUCGCACAUCGUCUCAUUCUCGUCGGGGUUGAACUGGUCACGAUGAUCUUCUGGUUUGCCGGGUUUAUUGCCUUGGCUGUUGCGCUGCCAGCUGCUAGUUUUUGCUAUGGAAGUGUCUGCAAUUCUCUUCAAGCCGCGACGGUUUUUGGAGCCUUUGAAUGGGUUUUGUUCGCAAUCACAUCGGCGACAGCGGUCAUGGGAGUUAUGCGAUCCGGUCCCAGUGGGAAGACCGCGAACGUUGGUGUCUAG
Molecule: messenger RNA, 447 nt
Organism: Aspergillus ruber CBS 135680
Lineage: Eukaryota; Fungi; Ascomycota; Eurotiomycetes; Eurotiales; Aspergillaceae
Product: MARVEL domain-containing protein
Exons: 3
Coding region: 1-447 (148 amino acids)
Cellular component (GO): membrane
Source: RefSeq, a predicted model, not a curated record